AUGGCACAACAGGUUGUCGCUGCAAUGCAGUCAACUGAAUCAUCGGAAAAGUCGCCAGCUGAAGAAAACAGCGUUAUUUUGGUCCAUGAGGAACAGCCGUUGUCCAUUUCAACCGGCCCCAAUUACGACAAAGACUUAAACAGCAGCAACCCAUCACCGUUGCCACCACCAAAACCAACAACUCUUGAAAACGAAUCACUUUCCCAAACCUCACACAGGAAUAGUUUCAGUACUCCUUUCAGCUCUUCCGAUCUAAUGGCUAAUUCCCCUACAUACAUAACUCUUACGACCCCAAAACCACGCCAACGGAACCUUAUCCAGAUCAUGACCCAACAAUGUCACCUACUAAAACUACUACGUCUACGCCAGUUAACCGUGUUGCUUCAGUGAGACAACUUCAUUUUCAACCUGACAUAUCAACUGGUUCUACACAAGAACCUUUCUUCUGAGAUAAAUAACGCUAUCUGCCUUUCUUACAACUGUACACAGUGGCAAAGCUGAACAUGGUGACGCUGAUUCUGUUCCGCCAAAAUGUGAAUGUGAUGAGCUUAGAGAAGAGAAUUCAAGGCUGAAAGCAACAAUUGAAAAGCUACAACUUGAACAAGAAAGGUCUACAAGUAAGUUUAUAUUCAUGUCACUCAUGCAAUGACAGACUCAUGCAUGUUCUUCCUUUUUCCAAACCUCAUCUUGAAACACAUAAAUCAUAAAAAUCAGCAAGUGAUUUCCAAAAUCAUUGCAAAAUCAGCGAGCAAUUUGCGGGGCAAGACACGUUUUAGAUGCAACUACUAGUCUCUGAAGAUGUUGUAGCUCAGUAGAUACCACAAAACGAGAUAACUUUUAUAAAAUACCGCGUUGUUUCAAUUUUAUGCUCAGUGUUUUUAGCAAGAAUACAUAAUAUAUACUUUCUGUUACUUCGAUUUCGAUCCUUCACGACCCAUGGCCAUGGCUCAUGCAUAUGUUUGUCGGAUUGAGGACUCUCAUGCAAUUAUCGCUCUAUCAUUUGCUAUUUUUUAGUGCCCGAAGCUCCUGCUGUUAUGUACCUUGAAUCCUUAACGAAAUACCUUCGUGGCAUUCAUACACAUGCAAAUGAUGAAAUUGUACUAGUACUAUCUCCCCAAAACCACGCAUCUGAAUCUCACAUCGCUCAUUUGAACACAAUGCCAAAGUUGAAGGUAGGCAAAUUACAUCAUCAGUCUAUAUACUUCAACCUUAAUUUAAUGGCUAAGCGGCGCAAUGAUCAAUAAUAUCUCGCAGUAUAGUUAACCAAGCUUAGCCAACUUCAGCCAGUUAUAGCUAUAUAAAUUCAGUUCAUUAUAUGUCUAGCAAUUUGGACAAAGCUAAUGCCAGUAGUAUGCCGGCACAAUGUCAUUAUGUUAAAUUUUAUUUCUCAACUUUUCUUGUUUUCUGUCUCCUGCAGAUGCCUCAAGUCAGUUCUGCUGCAAGACCGUCAAACAUUACAACAGUGAAAACAGUAACUUCGUCUUCAUCGCACUUUGAGGAUGGUGAUGGAAAGCAAGAAUUGUGCCUGGGAUCUGGAGUGUAUAUCCCUACAAUAAAGCUUUGCCAGUGCCAUCACAAAGCUGGUGCAGAAAUGAAAGUUCUCUUCCAUGUAUUAAUGGAUCAUUUCUUUACCGACGAAAUCCUGGCAAAAUGA
Paramuricea clavata is the source of this 1654-nucleotide messenger RNA. NCBI's taxonomy places the organism in Eukaryota, Metazoa, Cnidaria, Anthozoa, Malacalcyonacea, Plexauridae. The record is from the annotation of a GenBank genome assembly.